AUGCGGGUACACUCAGGAGAAAAAGAGUCUGCUAGUGGAUUUGCGAAUCUCCUACUUGAAAUCGGCAACGGUGAUUACCCGAUAAACGACGGAAUGAUAACCAUCCCUGAUAAUUUGUGCACAGUUGUAUUUACUUUACAGGAGUUAAUAUCCAAAAUUUACCCAUAUAUUGCUCAUAUCCACGAUAAACUAAUGAAAUGGUUGUGUGAACGUGCCAUACUAACCCCGAAAAACGACAAAGCAGCGGUAAUUAACGAUAUACUGUUAACGUCUUUUGAGGGGGAUGAAAUGGUGUACACGUCAAUAGACUCUGUGGUUAACACAGAUGAUGCAAUUAACUACCCUGUCAAAUUUCUUAAUUCACUGAAACCAUCGAGUCUUCCACAUCAUGAGCUUAUUCUGCGCGUGGGCACUCCUGUUAUGUUGUUGCGAAAUUUAUAA
This is a messenger RNA of Parnassius mnemosyne (clouded apollo), 441 nucleotides long. Lineage: Eukaryota; Metazoa; Arthropoda; Insecta; Lepidoptera; Papilionidae. The record is from the annotation of a GenBank genome assembly.